Molecule: messenger RNA, 2192 nt
Organism: Heterobilharzia americana
Lineage: Eukaryota; Metazoa; Platyhelminthes; Trematoda; Strigeidida; Schistosomatidae
Source: the annotation of a GenBank genome assembly
GAACUCGAAGAGAGUUGUAAACAUCCGGCGCCGAUCUGUUAGCGUUAGAAAAGGAUUUUGAAUUGCCAGGUUGGAUAUAUGUAAGUUGUUGUAGUCUGCAGUCGUAAUUUAUUUGUUAUUUCUCUUAGAAACAUUAAAGGUCUCAAUGUCUGCUGUAGCAGUAAAAAGUGGUGACAAUCCUGCUAAUGACGACUGGAAGUCAACUCUGAAGCUCCCUGAGAAGGAUAUGCGAAUUAAAACUGCUGAUGUGACUGCUUUAAAAGGUAGCAGCUUCGAAGACUUCUGUCUAAAAAGGGAUAUCCUGAAAGGGAUUUACGAAAAAGGCUGGGAGUACCCUUCCCCCAUUCAGGAAUCAAGUAUACCAAUAGCCCUUACGCAUCGGGACAUUAUGGCGAGAGCUAAAAACGGAACUGGCAAAACAGGUGCUUAUUCGGUUCCUGUGCUGGAAUCUAUCGACACUUCAGUUAAUAAAAUACAAGCUAUUAUACUAGUCCCUACUCGAGAGCUUGCACUGCAGACCAGUCAAAUUUGUAUAGAACUUGCUAAACAUACGGCGAUUAAAGUUAUGCUGGUGAUUGGUGGAACUCUUCUUAAAGACGACUUAAUAAGACUCAGUCAGACAGUUCACAUUUUGAUUGGGACUCCUGGUCGCUUAGUUGACUUACUGAAUCGGGGUCUAAUUGACAUAUCAAGUUGUAAAAUUGUUGUUCUUGAUGAGGCUGACAAACUGCUCUCCGAAGAACUCAAGGGUGGGGUCGAGGAUAUCCUGAAUGGUGUGGACAAAAGUCGACAGGUACUCGUUUACUCAGCGACGUACCCAGUUACAGUCCAGUCAUUUAUGGCAAAGCAUUUGCGCAAUCCUUAUCAAAUUAACCUGAUGGAGACACUUACGUUAAAAGGGAUAACAGAAUACUAUGCCUAUGUCCAAGAAAAGCACAAGGUUCAUUGCUUAAAUACUUUGUUUUCAAAGCUACAGAUCAGUCAAUCCAUAAUCUUCUGUAGCUCAGCUCAGCGAGUUGAACUUCUUGCCAAAAAGAUAACCCAGCUGGGAUAUUCCUGUUAUUAUAUACAUGCCAGGAUGUCUCAGCAGGACCGCAACCGAGUCUUUCACGAUUUUCGCAAUGGCUGUUGCCGCAACCUCGUCUGUACAGAUUUAUUAACUCGUGGGAUUGACAUUCCAACAGUCAAUGUUGUUAUUAACUUCGACUUCCCAAAAUAUUCAGAAACAUAUUUGCACCGUAUUGGCAGGUCUGGACGUUUUGGUCAUUUGGGCAUAGCUAUUAACCUAGUCACAUAUGCUGAUCGGUAGGUCUUCUACAUAAACUCACUCACUUCCUGUAGGUAUGCACUUAAAACAGUGGAGACGGAACUUGUUACCGAGAUCAAACCGAUCCCGAAAGAAAUCGACAAACGGUUGUAUGUGGCCGAGUACCAAAACGAAAAUAGUUUGGAUCCAACAACAAGAGAAGCUCUGUUUAAUGGUCGUGGAUUACCUCCUGAUAGCAAGGAGGAGGUUGUAAACAAUCACUAGUAUAUAUAUGACUUCCCGGUGACUCCUGGCCAUUGGCCUGAGAUGCUCGCCAAAUUAGAAUCCCUGAUUUUUGAGUUUAGGUUAUCUCUAUUAUUUUCUUCGCAGCUUCGAUGGACCCAUUCCCACUCGUGAUAUGCUGUAAAUUUUAAUUUGUCCCCUUCUGUCGUUUUCAGUUUGGGGUUUGUUUUUCAAAUGUUUAUUUUUUUGUUAUUAUAAUUAGCCCUAACCAGAACUCCCUACUCCCUUGUAUUAUACUCCAGAUGUACAGUUGGCUUAUAUGCCCUUUAUACUUUAACUUUCAUGUACAGCUUUUGAGUGGUAACCAUCCUUUGAUAGCUUUACGUUUGUGUACUUUUGCAUUUUGAUCACACCAUCUUACUAAUGAUUCACUCGACGAAUUUGCUCAUCUGUCGCACACGUGUAAUCAAAGCGUGACAAUUUUGACUGUACACCAUCGGGUUUGCUAUGGAAUGCCCCCUGUGGUUGUGUUGGACCCAUGUUGUGGUAAUAAUUGGUGUUUGUUGGGUUCACCAACCACCCAUCCCCCCUUCUGGUAUGUGGUCAGUGAUGUCCUUACUUGCUUGCAAUUUGGUUGUUGUCUUUCAGGAAGCUGACCAUUGGUGCUUUUGUUCAAGUUUAAAAUAAUAAAGGUUCUUGGUAG